Molecule: messenger RNA, 567 nt
Organism: Syngnathoides biaculeatus (alligator pipefish)
Lineage: Eukaryota; Metazoa; Chordata; Actinopteri; Syngnathiformes; Syngnathidae
Gene: cav4a
Product: caveolin 4a
Exons: 3
Coding region: 1-567 (188 amino acids)
Biological process (GO): caveola assembly
Cellular component (GO): caveola
Molecular function (GO): molecular adaptor activity
Source: RefSeq, a predicted model, not a curated record
AUGGAUGGCGUGAAGAAGGGGGGAGAUUCGGAGGAGGUGGAGAUUGACCUGGGGGACUCCAGCGACUCUGAGGAGUUUGAUCAUGGGGAGCGACCGCAGACGCUUUGGAACGCGCCCUCUCGCCCGGAAGCAGAAGAAAGUAAUCAUUCGGCUUCUCUGGUGGACAUCAGCGACACCAGACCUCUUCUCGAUGUUCGAGACCCGCGAGGGAUCAACGACUGCCUCAAGGUGACGUUUGAGGAUGUUAUUGCCGAGCCGGCGUCGGCGCGCAGUGGGGACCGAGUGUGGAUCUGGAGCCACGCUUUGUUUGAAGUGAGCCGAGUUUGGAUAUACAGGAUCGUCACGGUGCUUCUGGCCAUCCCCAUGUCCAUUCUGUGCGGAAUCCUCUUUGCCGUCCUCAGCUGCAUACACAUCUGGAUGGUCGGCCCGUGCAUCAAGUGCGUUCUUGUGGGAACGCGCUGGCUGCAGAAGCUGUGGAGCGUCGCGCUGGUUGUUCUGGUGCGGCCCGCGCUGGCCAGCGCCGCCCGCUGCUGUGGCGGCUUCAGCGUUCACCUGCUCGACGAAUAA